This is a messenger RNA of Panthera uncia (snow leopard), 2575 nucleotides long. RefSeq names its product ankyrin repeat and sterile alpha motif domain containing 3 (gene ANKS3). Lineage: Eukaryota; Metazoa; Chordata; Mammalia; Carnivora; Felidae. The record is from RefSeq and is a predicted model, not a curated record. The transcript is spliced from 17 exons. Bases 143 to 2218 code for a protein of 691 amino acids. Gene Ontology annotation, cellular component: cilium. Gene Ontology annotation, molecular function: protein binding.
GGCGGCCCGACACCGCCUGGGGCCGGCACUUGCCGUCUGCCUGUGUGCCGCCAGGCCCGGCCCGCUGCUUGGUAGCCGCGUGAGUUUCUGGCGACGCUUCCGCUUUUGCAUCCUUGUAGAGGCGACGGCAGAGCCACGUGCCAUGUGGGAUUACCAGGAGGAGGUGUCAGGGGAUGUCUGUGCGGUCUGGCCUGGCGGUGUUCUCGAAGGACCCACCCCGGGGCCUGACAACCAGGUGAUGUCGGAGCUCAGCGAUGAAGCCAGUGAGCCAGAACUCCUGAACUGCAGCUUGUCCAUGUGGCAUGGGCUGGGUGCUCAGGUCGGCCGGGAGGAGCUGGCCGUCCCCUUGGAUCUUCACACAGCUGCUUCCAUUGGCCAAUAUGAAGUGGUGAAGGAAUGUGUGCAGCGGAGAGAGUUAGAUUUGAAUAAGAAGAAUGGUGGUGGCUGGACCCCGCUGAUGUACGCUUCCUACAUUGGACACGAUACCAUCGUGCACCUGCUGCUUGAGGCGGGGGUGAGUGUGAAUGUGCCGACCCCGGAAGGGCAGACUCCACUGAUGCUGGCUUCCAGCUGUGGCAACGAGAGCAUCGCCUACUUUCUCCUCCAGCAAGGUGCCGAGCUGGAAAUGAAGGACAUUCAAGGCUGGACUGCCCUCUUCCACUGCACCAGCGCUGGGCACCAGCAGAUGGUCAAGUUCCUUUUGGACAGUGGAGCGAAUGCCAACGUGAGGGAACCAGCAUAUGGAUUUACUCCUUUGAUGGAAGCAGCUGCCUCUGGCCAUGAAAUAAUUGUGCAGUAUUUUCUCAAUCAUGGAGUCAGAGUGGACACGAGAGACCACAGUGGAGCCACAGCCCGGAUGCUGGCCAAGCAGUAUGGACACAUGAAGAUCGUGGGGUUGAUAGACGCUCACUCUCCUACUCUGCCCAAGAACCUCUAUCGGAGCCCAGAAAAAUUUGAAGAUCUAAGCUCUUCGGAUGAAUCCUGCCCUGUUCCCCAGAGACAGAGGCCCUGUCGGAAGAAGGGCCUCAGCAUCCAUGAGGGGCCGCGAGCCUUGGCCAGGAUCACAGCCAUCGGCCUCGGAGGCAAGAUGCAGCCUUGCUGUGAGCAGGUGCCUCCGCGGGGCUAUGUCACCUUCAACAGCAGUGACGAGAACCCCCUGGAGGCGGGCGGCCUCUGCUACAGGGACGUCACCUCCCCAAUCAACGACCGGGAUGUGGAGAGCAGCAGCAGCAGCAGUCGGGAGGAGCACGCCUUCUGUGCCAACCUGGGGGUCGCAAGGCGCAGCAGCAGCAGCGAGGGCCUGGCGAGAGCCCCGGGAGUCAGCAGUGAGGCCUCUCUGGAGAGCAACGAGGAUUCGGAUCAUGCGUGUCAAAGCUCGGUUCGCAAGCAAACUAAAAGUUACAUGAAGACCAAGAAUCGUUACAGCAACAGUGACGGCCAGUGGCCCGCCAGCACUGGGCCGGCUGGUGCAGCCUGCUCCCCAGGAUCUGUUUCCCAGACGGAGACGUCUCUCUGUUCAGGACCCCAGGACCUUGCCACACUGCUGGAGCAGAUUGGGUGUCUCAAGUACCUGCAGGUGUUUGAGGAGCAGGACGUGGACCUCCGCAUUUUCCUGACCCUCACCGAGAGCGACCUGAAGGAAAUCGGCAUCACCUUGUUUGGGCCUAAGAGGAAGAUGACCUCUGCCAUUGCCCGCUGGCACAGCAGUGCCCGGCCACCCAGCGAUGCUCUGGAGCUGGCGUAUGCCGACCGGCUAGAAGCUGAGAUGCAGGAGCUGGCCAUCCAGCUGCACAAACGCUGUGAGGAGGUGGAGGCCAUGCGAGGCCAGGUGUCGCAGGAGCAGGAGCUGCGGGCGGUUGUGGAGAGCUGCCUCCUGGAGCAGGACGGUGCCCGGAAGGACGUGCACGCCCAGCUGCAGGAGACCUGGGCCCUGGCCCGGGACGCUGCGCUCGUCUUGGACCAGCUGAGAGCUUGUCAAGCCGAGUUGUCAGCCAGAGUGAAGCAGGAAGAGUCCACCCGAGGGCUCCCCCAGGGCCCGGCCCUCCCCACGGCUGAUUCCAAAGGCUGGCAGGCUUCCCUGCAGGCUCUGAGCCUCCCCGAGCUUUCCGGAGCACUGGAGGAUCGAGUCCAGGAAAUGGGGCGAGUGCUAUGCUCAGUGACCCAGAGCUUGGAGAAGCUGCAAGUGCUGAACAGGAAGGAGAACUGGCGGGAGCCUUAGCUGGGAGGGACGUCUUCCCUGUCCCUUCUCAGAACCUGACGUUGGGUGACCGAUCCACCCUGAAGCUGUGUGCCUGGAAGACAGGAGGGCAGUGAGCAAGCGGCUGCAGCAGGCCGGGCCCGAGCGGGGGCCAGAGGAUCAGGCCCCCGGAGCAGCUGGCAGAGGCAGGACAGGGCAGUGAGGCCCACGCAGAGGCAGGACGAGGGCCUCUCGCCCAGAAGCGGGGGGUCAGGCCCAGAGCAGGCAGGGCCACGGGGAGACAGCGGGCCCCCAUACACCACAGGCGCCACACUGAAAGGACUGGGCGCCUGGGUAGUGGAUGUCAUUGCUGGAAAAUAAAAUUUAAGAUCUGCUGGU